AUUAUCCCUGUGCAAUCUGAGUUUCGUAGUUCGUGAGCAUAGCAAGGGCAGCCUCAACGUACGUGGAUUUUUACAGCGAUGCAAAUCAACUCGAAGUGAGACCAACCCGCGCACAUUUGUCGAAGCCGUGUCCUCUGAGACGCGCAUGGAAGGUCCAUCUUAUCAUAUCAACGCGAUAGAAACUUGAAGCUCAUUAUAAUGGCUUUCGGAUAUGAGUUUGUUGAUCUUUCGGAUGAGCAAAAGCAUGCCAGAAGAGUCGCGCUUGACACCAAUGGUGCAUACCUACAGCUCUCGGUGCUCUUUGUCCUCUUGACAAUAUAUGCUUCCGCCUGGAUGACAUGGCUUGUCGAACGGUAUACUCCUCGAGACGAUGGACCGCCAAAGUCACCCUUCCAAAGAGCAAACAACCAGACACAGAAAGGGGUAUUCGGACAUACACGUCUCUUAUGGAAACGAGUUCUCUGGUGGAGUGGAGGACCACUUAUGCGCGGCUGGGGCACAAGAGGUCAGUGGGUAUGUGGUUCAUUAUGGUCACUAUGGAUGCUCUAUCUCUGUCUGCGCAACACUAUGCCAGACUACUGGCACGUUACCAAACGAUUCGGCAUGAUCCCAACUGCGGUCUUGCCAUUUCAAUAUCUCCUUGCAAUGCGGUCAAGCCUCUCGCCAAUCCAGUAUCUUACGCGUCUGAGCCACGAAGAGCUCAAAGCCACGCAUCUGAUACUUGGGCGUAUUAUCAUCAUCUUCUAUGUAGUACAUGGGUCUCUUUACCUGAAUGGUUUCAUCCAGAACGGAGUUCUGCUGAAACGUCUCCUGGACUAUGAUGUGGUCUUUGGUUUGGCUGCAUUGCUGUCUUUCGUCGCUAUCAGUACGAGUGCUCUCAGCUUCAUUCGUAACUGGUCAUAUCGUACGUUCUAUGUUAUCCAUGUGUUCUUGGCUGUACUCCUGCUAGAACCAAUGUACUUCCACUGCCACCAUACUCAUAUUUUUGUUUGGCAAACACUUGUGGCUAUUAUACUGCUCAAUAUUCUCAGGCUCUUCAAGAUACGAACAUACGAUGGUCAAAUCAGCCUCGUACCAGGCUCAAGAUUGGUCCAAGUCAUUAUACCUCUCAACACUCGGAACAGUCUGACCUGGGGUGUGGGAGAACACGUCUUUCUCAGCCAGAUUACCGACCAAACAUCGAAAUUUGCUUUAUAUGACGUGUUAAGUCAAUGGUUUCAUGUUAACCCCUUCACCAUUGCCUCUCUGCCAGGCGAGGACGACGAGGUUGUACUGGUAGCUCGAACGCUGCAAGGCUCUACGAGGCUUUUAGCGGACGCUGCACACAGAACGGCUCGAGAAACGCAAGCGGAAGGCUCUCAUUCAACUACACGUCUUAUGGUGGAAGGUCCGUAUGGCGGCAUCAAUCACGUCCCUGAUCUUAAAACUUUCGACACAAUACUCUUCAUAGCAGGCGGUGUUGGUGCGACUUUCACUAUUCCAGUCUAUCGUACUGUCAUGAAUAGGGCGAUUUCAGAGCCAGGCUUUCGAGGCCAGAUACGAUUUGUAUGGGCUGUGCGGACGUUAUCUGAGACAAGAUGGGCAUUUCCGUCGACGACAGCCGACCGAAAGAAUGAAGGCAAUAGUUUUACAGCAGUUCCAAAGCUGGCUGAAAUAUAUAUCACUGGCUCACGCUCUACUCGGAAUACCGACACCACGGGAAGGAAUUUCUCUGGGGACGUCGAACUAGAGGAAGGUGAGAAUCUUCUGCCUGCAGAAGAAGACGAAGAGUCGUGUGUGCCACCAGGGGUCGUGCUUCAGCACGGCCGGCCUAACCUCAAUGUGAUUGUUGACGACGUCUUCUCAAAUCAACAUGGACGUGUCGCAAUCUUCGCAUGUGGACCUCGAACAUUAACGGACAGCUUGAGGUGUGCCGUGGGUAAGUGGGUAUACUUGGACCGCAAUGUUUUCUACAAGGCCGAGGUUUUUGGGUACUGACCGGAUGGGCGUUAUUAUGCACUCAAUAGCUUGUUGGCGGUGUUAGUGGGCUUAUAGUCUAUGAAGUUGGUUCAAG
Pseudovirgaria hyperparasitica is the source of this 2053-nucleotide messenger RNA. RefSeq lists its product as uncharacterized. The record is from RefSeq and is a predicted model, not a curated record. Bases 199 to 1977 code for a protein of 592 amino acids. Gene Ontology annotation, molecular function: ferric-chelate reductase activity. Gene Ontology annotation, cellular component: plasma membrane. Gene Ontology annotation, biological process: intracellular iron ion homeostasis; iron ion transport; copper ion import. Lineage: Eukaryota; Fungi; Ascomycota; Dothideomycetes; Acrospermales; Acrospermaceae. The transcript has 2 exons.